CUUAUUGCCAACGCGGAAAAAAACAAACAACAAAUUGUAUUCAUUAAAAACAUAAAUACUCGAGUUAAAUUAGUUAAAUUAGAUACAAUUAAUUACAUUUCCUAACAAUGACGUGUGGAUCAUGUCGUGGUCACAAGGAGAAGAGUGUAAAGUGCCUUAUAGCCGCUCUGGACACGAUCAAAGAGCACGCCCUAAUGAUGCAGCGGGAGUCGGAGGAGAGUGCCAGGACCAUAGAGCACCUAAGGGCCCACAAUGACAAGCUGCACAAGGCCUUGGACUUGUUGAAGGAGCGCCAGGCGACCAUGGUUCAGGCGGAGAAGCGCCGGAAGCUGUCGCCCAAAAGGAUCAAGGAAGACAUAUCCCCGCAGCCGCAAAGCCAGAACUCCCUGAACAUGAACAUUGCCAUCAGUAGCAUCGAUCUCUCCGACGAGGAUCAGGAAAUGGAGGAGGACGAGAGCAUUGCGGAAACGGAGGUCACCGCCCAAAGCCCGCGCAAAUUGAGGAUUCCAAGCCGAAAGCAGGACGUCCGGAAUCGGGAGAAUGUGCAGCCAAAUCAGGUUUCUUCAGUGGCCAAUAGUUGGAUCCGUAAGACGCCCAAGAACCCGGCGGCAGUCCUCACCAAAUUGUCCCUUACACACAAAAGUAGUAGCUCGCAUUUAAAACAAACUCGCCUCAAGUUCGAAGCAAAUAAAACGAGCAAUAGCGAAAAGGAUGUCAUAGAGGAAAGCCCCAAUUUAAGCGCCAGCCUCAAAAGAUCUCGCCCUCAACGGUCUCUAAUGCAGAGCUUGCAGAACAGACAGCGCGAGCGUUUCAAACGCAGACGACUCGCCUUCUACCAGCAGCAGUAGCAUUAUCAAGAUCCCCAAGGCUAGUUUCGACAUGGACUUGGACGACUUGGAGUGCUCAGAGCUUCCCGUAAUGCCGCCACCGGUCACACCUCCAGGUCUGCGAAU
Molecule: messenger RNA, 953 nt
Organism: Drosophila takahashii
Lineage: Eukaryota; Metazoa; Arthropoda; Insecta; Diptera; Drosophilidae
Gene: CtIP
Product: CTBP-interacting protein
Source: RefSeq, a predicted model, not a curated record